Messenger RNA from Galleria mellonella (greater wax moth), 1036 nucleotides. RefSeq lists its product as uncharacterized. The transcript has 5 exons. Lineage: Eukaryota; Metazoa; Arthropoda; Insecta; Lepidoptera; Pyralidae. The record is from RefSeq and is a predicted model, not a curated record. The coding region runs from base 98 to 565 and encodes 155 amino acids.
CAGUUGUAUACUUUGGAUCAGAAAUACUUGAUUGUACUUGUUUUUUAUUGUAAUAUUUUUUGUGUUUAUAAUAAGAAAUAUUUGGAAAUAUUAAAAGAUGGGUCUGCCCCAAUUAGAAACAUGCUGUUUCGUUCUAGAUUUGAAAACGGGAAACUUAGUUAUGGGAGGCCUCAAUGCGUUCCUUUCGUUUGUGAUGCUAAUAGUAAUGAUAGUAAUAGCAAUCACAGUGGGUUCAGCCGAAGAGACGGGGGACCCAGAAAUAGACGCUGCCAUAACCGGCCUUUAUGUGAUGUGCAUCAUACUUGCUUUUAUGUACCUAGCCAAAUUUUUGUUGGAUCUGUUUUUCAUAUAUGGUGUCAUAGUGGAACGAGCACCAAUAAUUAAGACUUACUUCAUAGUGUGGAUUGUAUUCUUUCUCCUUUCAAUGUUCGUAUUUUUUUUGAACGUCACUCAUUUCAAUGCCGGUACUAUUUGCACACAAUUAUUUUAUAUUGGUCUCAACGUGUACACUAUCUUGCUGAGUCACAGUUUCUACAAACAAUUGAAUAGUCGGGAAGAAGUUUAAUUUAUUCCUGUUUAUAGCUUUUUAUAAAAUUAUAAGAAAUGGUCGCUAUGUAUUUAAAUUUUUAAACAAAUCGAUAAAUCUAUUUAUCAUCCAAUUAUUAUCAAGUGACUACGAAUUGUGCUGGUAAAGUUACAUAAAUUUAACAUCAAUUUCUGUCAUUAAAUUCAGUUUUUUUUAUACAUAUAAUUAAUAAAUUGUAUUGAAAUUUGAUAGCAAAGGACAAAUUUUGUAUAAAAUCAUAGUGAAUUUUAUGGUUUUGACGAUUUAUGUAAUUGCGUUAGUUGCUAAUGACACUCUGUAUCAUAAUCCGAAAUACUGAAACCAUAGAUUACUUUACGUUCCUGAGUGAAAGGGAGGAAAUUGUUUAUUUAUUGUAUUUAAGAAGCAUAUGUGUUGUACCUAGAUACACAGGUAUUUAUAUUUAUCCCUAUGCCUUUCAAUUUAUCUAUUUCUUUUUUUUUUUACAACACA